UUUCUUCUUUUUUUCACGCGUGAAAUACUAGCAAAGUGUACUUUUCGAACAAAAAAUAGUUGGUCACCGUAAUAUUUCCUAAAGUGACUUGAUGAUUUUUUAUCGUCAAGCUGGGUUAUCAUGUUAUUGAAUGUCAUCUUUAUAUUGUUAGUUGUUAUUCACUUGUUCAUUAAAAUGGCCGCAAAUAUUUCAAAAAAUAUGAGAGCUGUUGGUCUGUUUAAGUACUUGCCAAUUUCUGAUAUAAAUAGCCUUAUCGAUUUGGAGGUAAGUGUACCAGUUCCAAAAGAAAGUGAAGUUUUGAUAGAAGUUAAAGCAAUUGCUAUUAACCCAAUUGAUACAAAGCAGCGAGCUCCAAAACCUCUAAUCGAGAAAGAACCACGAAUAUUGGGCUUUGAUGGGGCAGGCAUUAUAACUGCAGUGGGUGAAGCAGUAAAAAAGUUUAAAGUGAAUGAUCAAGUAUUCUUUACUGCUGAUAUAAGAAGACAUGGCACAAAUGCUCAAUAUGUUGCUUUGGAUGAAAUACAUGUUGCACAGAAACCAAAAAAUCUUUCUUUUGAAGAAGCAGCUGCCAUGCCACUAACAGCAGUGUCUGCUUAUGAAUCAUUAAUUGACAGACUAUGUAUAACAGAGAAAGACAAGGGCAAGUCAAUUUUAAUUAUAAAUAGUGGAGGUGGGGUAGGUUCUGUUGCUUGUCAGCUAGCUAAUCUGUUUGGCCUUAAAGUUAUAGGUACAGCAUCAAGGCCAGAAAGUAUGAAGUUCUCAAAAGAGAGUGGUGCACAUAUUGUACUGAAUCACUCAGAAAAUUUAGUUGAGCAACUAAAAAAAAAUAAACUAUCAGAAGUUGAUUUUAUAUUGGUUAAUUAUGAUCCUUACAACUACUGGGACACUCUGAUGAUGCUUAUUAAACCCCAGGGAAAAAUUUGUCUAAUUGUUGACAGCAGUGGCCUGGUGGAUUUAAAGCCCUUAAAAGCUAAAAGCAUUACUCUUGUCUCAGAAAUGAUGUAUACUAGAAUUGUAUAUAAUACAGAAGAUAGGUAUAGACAUACAGAAAUAUUAGAGGAGGUUUCUAAAAUGUUAGAAAAUGGAAAACUAAAGACAACUGUGACAAAGGUUCUUGCUCCUUUUAAUGCAGUUAACUUACGGGAGGCCCACAGGCUGAUUGAAGAAAAGAAAACUAUAGGAAAAAUCGUCAUAUCUGGUUUUGAAUAAAACAGUCAAAAAUCA
Pieris rapae (cabbage white) is the source of this 1224-nucleotide messenger RNA. RefSeq names its product zinc-type alcohol dehydrogenase-like protein SERP1785. Lineage: Eukaryota; Metazoa; Arthropoda; Insecta; Lepidoptera; Pieridae. The transcript has a single exon. Gene Ontology annotation, molecular function: zinc ion binding; oxidoreductase activity. The coding region runs from base 121 to 1209 and encodes 362 amino acids. The record is from RefSeq and is a predicted model, not a curated record.